AUUCCCUCGCUGCCGCCGCCGCCGCCGCCAAUCUUCCUCUCCGCGGGCGGCGCCACCAUGCUCCGCCUCAGGUGCUGCCUCCUCAGCCAGCUCCUCUCAUCUCCCUCCGCGUCUCCCGCCUCCCACCUCCGCCGCCUCAUAUCCGCCGCCGCGCCCGCCGUCUUCCCGAACCCUAGUAGCUUCGCCGUGGAGGACUACCUCGUCUCCACCUGCGGCCUCACCCAACCACAGGCUGCCAAGGCCUCUCCAAAGCUCUCCCACCUCAAAUCCCCCGACAACCCCGACGCCGUCCUCUCCUUCCUCGCUGGUCUCGGCCUCCCCACCGCCGAUGUCGCCGCCCUCGUCGCCAAGGACCCGCAGUUCCUCUACACCAAAGUCGACAAGACCCUGGCCCCCGUCGUCGCAGGGCUCACUGGCCUCGGCCUCUCGCGCUCCGACAUCGCGCGCCUCGUCUCGCUCUCCCGUAAAAGCUUCCGCUAUAGAUCCAUCGUCUCCAAGCUGCACUACUACAUGCCUCUCUUUGGGUCCUCUAAGAACCUCCUCCGGGCCCUCAAGAGGAACCCCUACCUUCUCUCGUCUGACCUCGACGGCAUCAUCAAGCCCAAUGUCGCUUAUCUGCACGAGUGCGGGCUAGGUGCUUGUGACAUUGCCAAGCUAUGCAGCAAUCAACCGUGCCUGCUCACCACCAAUCCAGAGUGCAUCCAGGGCAUGGUGACACGCGCUCAAAACAUAGGUGUGCCCCGUGGCUCUGCGAUGUUCAGGCACGCGCUGCAUGCUAUUGCAUUCCAUAGUGAGGAGGAGGUCGCAGCUAGAGUAGACUACUUGAAGAGCACAUUCAGGUGGUCGGAUGCUGAGGUGGGCAUUGCUGUGUCUAAAGCUCCAUCGGUGCUGACGAGGGCCAAGGAACCGCUGCAGCGCAGGUCCAAGUUCCUCAUCUCUGAGGUGGGCUUGGAACCGGCUUACAUUGCUCAACAGCCAGCAAUUGUCUGCUACAGCCUAGAGGGCCGGCUCAGGCCCCGGUACUAUGCUGUAAAGUUUCUCAACGAAAAUGGAUUGCUCAAGCGCAACCCGAGCUACAGCACUGUUUUCACGGGAACCGAAAAGACAUUCAGGGAGAAGUUCAUAUGCCCUCAUAAGGAAGCUGCACCACACCUCCAAGAAGACUAUGAUGCUGCUUGUAAAGGGCAACUGCCGACUAAUUUCAGAUUCACACGAGCCAAGAACGGACUAUGAUGUAAUUGUCUGCUGCUGUAUGACUGUUAGAUGCUGGGUUGGUCGUUGCUAACGUGUGAUGGAAUUGAUAAUUUGAUCCCUGAAGACUGGUAUGUAAUGCUAUCACUCGCAGAGAAGAAACCAUGGAUUGGUUAUGAACCUUUUUCGUCCUCAUUCAUGUUUUAGACACACGUAUUGGAACUAAGUAAGUGUGAGGUCAGGCCAUUCUGCAAUGCAUUUAAAAUAUCAGUUUUUGAGUUAGUUGCUGGUGCAUUGAGACAAUGAGCCACAGUAUGGUAUCCUUCAUGUGGAUAAUUGGAGCAUCAAUCUGAUGCCAGUCACAAAUUUAGGUAAGUACCUACUCCGUCCCAAAAUAAGUGUCGUGCCACGACACUUAUUUUGGGACGGAGGGAGUAGUCUUUUUGGAAGCAGCCGUAGGAGAUGUUGGCUCCUGGUGUUAGCGCUUCCUAUUGAGGGCCUAGGGUCAAGUCACCUGGCUUUAGCUUAAUCUAUUUUUUGAUUAUGGUUUGUUAUAAAAAAUAAUUUUGGUUUGCUCAUAUGCAGACUCAUAGUGAUCCAUUUUUUUUGCUUUAACUAACUAAUAUAGAUGUAUUCACUCAACUAUGAAAAAUGUCCGGAAGUGGAUUCUCCUUUAGUUGGAUAAGAGGUAAUGAUUUGGAGCCAUUGGUCAUAUUGGAAAUACCUACUGGACUGCAGGAUGAAAUGCGCAGGGCUCACAUCCGUACAGGUUAUCUGCUAAGGAGAGAUGCUCACUUUACUAAACGUCGAACUCCCACAUGGAGGAGGGUUGGCAUCAUUUAAAUUUAAGUAAGUAAACUUAGGUGCAUCCAUUCAUUUUUAUGCUAGUAAUUUUAUUGAGACAAUGGAGAAGCACUUGCUGCUAGACAAAGAAGCCCUAAUUUUGUACUGUGUGUAUUUUCGAUUUUUAUGCUCUGCACCAUGGCCAUAAAUUAUGUGUUUGUUGUGGAUGGCAGCUUAAGAUUUUUAGUUCAUUAUUGCAUUUUGGUCCUGUGGGUAAUUCUUUGUGCCAAGCACCACCAGGAGGUUUACUAGCAGCUAGUUGGUAUUUCUUCCUUCUGUAACUGAGCUGCCUCUUCUUUAGUUUGGCUAAAACUGAGUGUUUAUUACUCCCUCCGUUCCUAAAUAUAAGUCUUUUUA
This is a messenger RNA of Triticum dicoccoides, 2391 nucleotides long. Its product is annotated as transcription termination factor MTERF4, chloroplastic-like. Gene Ontology annotation, biological process: regulation of DNA-templated transcription. The record is from RefSeq and is a predicted model, not a curated record. The coding region runs from base 58 to 1233 and encodes 391 amino acids. Gene Ontology annotation, molecular function: double-stranded DNA binding. The transcript has a single exon. NCBI's taxonomy places the organism in Eukaryota, Viridiplantae, Streptophyta, Magnoliopsida, Poales, Poaceae.